GAUCCAAGGCAUCUCCAAAUCCUAGGGUUAGUGCGGUCCCAUAAAAUUGCCGCUAUUACUGCGUUCGUAUCCUUCUCCGAUUAACAGCAUUUAGCUGCACACAAAAGAUAGAAAGAGGGCGAGAUGGUUUCGCUUAAGCUCCAGAAACGGCUCUCAGCGAGCGUUCUAAAGUGUGGAAAGGGAAAGGUUUGGCUCGAUCCAAAUGAAGCCAACGAGAUCUCCAUGGCCAAUUCCCGCCAGAACAUAAGGAAGCUGGUUAAAGAUGGUUUUAUCAUCAGGAAGCCAACCAAGAUUCACUCUCGAUCUCGUGCACGUCGCAUGAAGGAAGCCAAGAGAAAGGGACGCCACUCUGGAUAUGGUAAGCGCAAGGGUACAAGGGAGGCAAGGUUGCCUACGAAGGUCUUGUGGAUGAGAAGGAUGCGUGUUCUCAGACGCUUGCUUCGCAAGUAUAGGGAAUCAAAGAAGAUUGACAAGCACAUGUACCAUGACAUGUACAUGAAAGUCAAAGGUAACGUGUUUAAGAACAAGAGAGUUCUCAUGGAGAGCAUCCACAAAUCUAAGGCUGAGAAGGCCAGAGAGAAGACGUUGUCUGACCAGUUUGAAGCUAAGAGGGCUAAGAAUAAAGCAAGCAGGGAAAGAAAAAUUGCAAGGAGAGAGGAGCGUUUGGCCCAGGGACCCGGAGUAGAUAAGCCGGCUGCAGCUCCACCUGCAGCUGCUACUCAAUCAGCUGAGGUUUCUAAGAAGUCCAAGAAGUAAGAUUCCCGACCGAAGAUUACUGAUCAACCGUAACUUUAGAUAUUAGUAUGCCCAACUUAUUUUGUCGAGCCAGUUUGCUGUUUUUGGUUAAUAUGAACUUGUUCUUUUUGUUGGAUUAAGGUUUCAUGAUUUUGUUCUCAAUUUACUGGUUUGUAUCUUGUUUUAAUUAUAUUAUGACAAUUUUAUUUUCUCUA
Durio zibethinus is the source of this 950-nucleotide messenger RNA. RefSeq names its product large ribosomal subunit protein eL19y. Gene Ontology annotation, cellular component: cytosolic large ribosomal subunit; ribosome. The record is from RefSeq and is a predicted model, not a curated record. Gene Ontology annotation, molecular function: structural constituent of ribosome; RNA binding. Lineage: Eukaryota; Viridiplantae; Streptophyta; Magnoliopsida; Malvales; Malvaceae. Gene Ontology annotation, biological process: translation.